Messenger RNA from Linum tenue, 827 nucleotides. NCBI's taxonomy places the organism in Eukaryota, Viridiplantae, Streptophyta, Magnoliopsida, Malpighiales, Linaceae. The record is from the annotation of a GenBank genome assembly.
AACAAACUUUUAACGAACUGAAAACCCUAAUCUCACUUACCUAAGCCAGCGUCCGCCUCUCCUCUUCUCUUCUUCCCUUCUAUCUCGUAUCUGCUCUUCUCUUUGGAAACCAAUGAAACGGAGAAAGAAAAAUCGUACCAUCCUUUUAAUCUCAUCCCUUUUCGUCUGCCUCCCCGAUCUCUCACUCAAUCUACCAUAUUCCUCUCUCUUUUCUUUUGGAAAUCGAUGAGAAGGAACCAAAUGGAAGGCAUCGAUGUAGAGGGUGACGACGACGAUCGACACCGGCAGAGGUGGCCAUGACGGCGCCGGAGGUUGAAGAUUUCGUCGAAGGCGCCGACAAAGCAGAAUGGGGUUAUUCAGAUUCGGAGAAACACAAUCGAUUUGGUAACGUUCUUCCUCUAUUCCCAUCAAGCAGUGUACCGGUGGUUCAGAUCUAUGAUUUGGUAGAUCGAUCACCCUGUGUUUUCUUUUGAAUCUCAUUCUCGAGGAUUUUGAUCGGAUUCUAGACCCCUUUGAUAUUUUUUUCUGGGGUUUCAAUGGAGGGGAGAAGAGUAGUCCCCGGUGGUGAUGGGGAACUGGCGCCACAAGAUGCAUAUCGUCGAUCUCGAUGAUGACGAUGAUUCGACCGAGGAGAGGGCCGUGGUUGGCCAUUGAAGAAGGAGGAAGAAAUCGCAAAGGGCAGCGGCAGUGGGUGGGAGAGGAAGCGACAUAGAUUUUUUCUUUUAUUUCUUAAUUAAUAAUUUUAAUUAAUAAUGUAUUAUGAUAUUUUAAUAAAUGUAUAUAGUAAGUUGUGCACAAUAAAUUGUCAUUGAAUAAUAUUUUGUUGA